AUGAAGGCCGGCCAGUGGGAUCCCAAGCAACAAAAAGUGGUUAUUAACGACGUACCGAAACCAUCUGCAGCACCAAAUCAAUUUCUCGUCAAGAUCCAAAGUGCCUCACUAUGCCACUCAGAUCUAAUGAUGUCCAUGCGCCCUGACUAUCCCGUCACAAUCGGGCAUGAAGGCGUCGGGCACAUCGAAGCCAUCGGCUCCUCCGUUCCAACCAAAGACCUCCAGGUCGGUGACGCAAUUGGCUUCAAUUACUUCAUCGGCUGUUGCUUCGAAUGCGAUGGCUGCAUGGUGCACAACCUUCGCUGCGAGACAGGCAACCAAAAACUACAGGGUUUCGUCGCCGACGGAUAUUUUGCCGAGUAUGCGGUAGUGGAUUGGCAAAAUGCAGUAAAGUUGCCACAGAACCUGGAUAUGUCGAGGAGUGCACCGCUGUUCUGUGCGGGAAUCACAGCGUUCCACAGUGUGGACAGCUGUGAGUUGAAGGCAGGUGACUGGUUAGCUAUUAUUGGGUGUGGAGGGUUGGGACAAUACGCUAUACAGUAUGCUAAAGCGAUGGGCAUAAAAACUAUCGGCCUCGAUAUCAACGAUCACCAACUGGAUAUGGCAAAGAAGGUUGGCGCCGAUGCCGUUUUCAACUCCAUGACGAAUAAGGAUUAUGUCGAGGAGAUCAAAAAUCUCACUGGCAAAGGCUGCCAUGCGGCUGCUGUUUACAGUGCAUCAUAUGCAGCAUACGCAGGUGCAAUCGAAGUUCUCCGAAUAGGCGGUUUGCUGAUGGUGAUUGGCAUUGCACCCAAAGGUCUAGAGUUCAUCAAUACGUUCGAUUUAACCACGGGACGGUACCGCAUCAAGGCUGAUAGCACGAGCAUUCCUCAGCGAAUGAAGAAGGCAGUUGAUUUCACAGGGAAGCACAGCAUUCAACCGGAAGUAGAAUUCCGCAAGAUUGAUGAUCUGCCUCAGAUGGUCGCAGACAUGGAGGCCGGAAAGGCGGAGAAGAGGCAAGUGGUGGUAUUCUAA
Messenger RNA from Cucurbitaria berberidis CBS 394.84, 1014 nucleotides. RefSeq names its product GroES-like protein. The record is from RefSeq and is a predicted model, not a curated record. Gene Ontology annotation, molecular function: zinc ion binding; oxidoreductase activity. NCBI's taxonomy places the organism in Eukaryota, Fungi, Ascomycota, Dothideomycetes, Pleosporales, Cucurbitariaceae. The transcript has 4 exons. Bases 1 to 1014 code for a protein of 337 amino acids.